Phyllotreta striolata is the source of this 1268-nucleotide messenger RNA. The record is from the annotation of a GenBank genome assembly. NCBI's taxonomy places the organism in Eukaryota, Metazoa, Arthropoda, Insecta, Coleoptera, Chrysomelidae.
UUUGGGGCUUGGAAUGUCAGAAUUUAUACUACCAACGUACACUUUCUGGAGGUUUUUCGAAAGAUUUAUCAAAAUUUCGUUAUUUUGAUUUUGUUUUAUUUACGCUUUUCUGCGUGUGAAGAAUAAGGAUGCACACUUCUGGCGAAACGGAAUGCCUACUUGUUGAUUUAACAACAAAGACGGAAGAAAUAGUAGAUGACCGAAACCGUAACAAUAAGCAAAAUUCGUAUGAGUACUUAAUAAUGGACCCUUCGUCUAUCUUCUACACACCUCCAAACAGUAAACUAUUACUAUUAAAAAAGAACAAUAAGUUUUAUAAAAUUGUGUUACCUCAUAAUGUGAUACCCAGCAGCGACUUCCAACAGGGGUCUGUAAUAAUCAACAUACCGGAAGCCGGACCACUGGUCAUAAAAUUAGAUCCUAAUGCGAAGAAACAAACACCUGUAGAAUCUGAUGUUAUGGAACCCUUUUCGCUCGACUUUGAUAGCAUUAACACUACAAACAAGGAAGAAAGAACAGCCAAAGAGUGCAACAAGUUAGUAAAACAGAGAAUGCCUUUAGGAAAACAAUCCAAAGAUAGCACCAAAGUUUCCAGAUCGGCAAACAGGGACGUUUCGUUUCAUGGGUUCUCCGAGAGAGAUUGUGUUAACUCUAUAGCGCGCUUUCUUGAAUUAAGAGUAAUUUUAAAGAACCAACAGCUCUUAAUAAAAUCCGCUUUGGCUAAAAAACAACAAAUAGUAAAACGUAAUGAACCCAUUUUGAAAGAAAUAAUCAACCAGAAUUCGUCGAAUAAUUGCAAACAAAUAAGGCAGUCGAUAAGUGCAAAUAACAAAAACCUCAUACCCACCAUACCAAUUACAAAGUGUGAUAGUAGAUUUAAUAAGCAUUUGAUAAAGCAUUGCAAGGUAACGAUAAAUCGAUCUAAGGAUUUAGAUGAUAGACUAAAGAAGAUGUCUAAAUUACUUAAAAAUGGUCAAAAUGGGAAGAGAAAAAGUACCUAAAGUGUCAUUAUUAAUUAAAUUGUUAUCUGAUAGGCUAAGGUUUUCAUUAUAGUUUGUAAGAAAUCAUGUUCUUGUUAUCCAGUAAAAGACAUUGAGAACACAACGAGACCUAUAAUGUAAGUAUUAAAUAAAAAAAUGCUAGAAUGUAAGAUUUACGGUUAAUGUUGGCUUUUUUUAAAUGUUGAAUCUCAGCAUGAGAAUUGUUUUUUUUUUUGUUUUUUUUUAUCUGCAAACUUUUAUUUAAGUUUGAAGUAUAUUUUAUUUUCU